Lolium rigidum is the source of this 1763-nucleotide messenger RNA. RefSeq names its product putative F-box/LRR-repeat protein At5g02930. The record is from RefSeq and is a predicted model, not a curated record. Bases 1 to 1419 code for a protein of 472 amino acids. The transcript has 5 exons. Gene Ontology annotation, molecular function: protein binding. Lineage: Eukaryota; Viridiplantae; Streptophyta; Magnoliopsida; Poales; Poaceae.
AUGGCGAAGCGCAACCUUGACUCCAAGGCAACCCGGACCAACGUGUGCCUAGAGCAGUCGGCGAUAAGGAGGCAAGAUCCCGAUGGACUCGGGAAAGAUGAUGAAGGAGGAGGCCCCGACCGCAUCAGCGACCUCCCCGACGCCGUCCUCGGGGAGAUCAUCUCCCUCCUCCCCACCAAGGAAGGCGCUCGGACCCGCAUCCUCGCGUCCCGGUGGCGCAACCUCUGGCGCUCCGCCCCUCUUAAUCUCGACUGCUAUGAGCUUACCACCACUUGGGGUGAGCUCGCUGGUGUGGUAUCACGCAUCCUUUCCUCCCACCAAGGCCCGGGUCGCUGCUUCCGCAUCCCCUGCGGAUUUCUUCCCUACGAAGCGGCCACCGUGGACUCCUGGCUCCAGUCCCCCGCCAUCGACAACCUCCAGGAGCUUCGUUUCUCUUACCCGAUGCUGCAUAAUCAGUCGCCGUUGCCGCUGUUGCCAGAAUCCUUUCUCCGCUUCUCGACCACCCUCCGUGUGGCCACCAUCGAACAUUGCCACCUCCUCGACAGCAUUGUCCAAGGGCUCCAGUUCCCCCAGCUUAGGCAGCUCACACUUUCAAUUGUUAGGAUCUCCGAGUGUUCGGUUCCCCACGUGAUUGCCGGGUGCCCUGCUCUGGAGUGCUUGAUGAUAAGAGAUUGCUUCGGCUUCCGUCGCCUCGGGAUCAAUUCCAUUAGCCUCAGAAGCGUCGGUGUGCAUGCUGAAUGUUAUCGGGAUGAGCUCAACUUUGGAGAGCUUAUCAUCGAGAAUGCCCCUUGUCUUGAAAAGUUGCUCCAUCUUGGUUGCACUGGUGAUCUGCAUGUAUCGGUAAUCUUUGCACCUAAACUAGAGACAAUGCGCUGCUGUUCGAACCCCACCACUAAAACCUCGUUUGGCUCCAUGGUUAUUCAGGGGUUGCGCAUUGAUGGCCUUACAACGGUGGUGCGCACUAUCAAGUUUUUGUCCGUUGAUAUGGAUAAAUUUUGUCUGGAUACAAUUAUUAACUUGAUGAGAUGCUUUCCAUGUCUGGAGAAGUUGUACAUUCAGUCAUAUUUAUCAGGGCCAAAGAAUUUGUGGCUUAGUAAACACAAGAACUUCAUCAACGGCCAUGAUAUCCGUCUAAAGAAAAUAAUGUUUAAACUGUAUCGCGGCACCAGGUCGCAGGUUAGCUUCGUGACAUUCUUUGUGUUGAAUGCGAGAGUGUUAGAGUCGAUGAUACUUGAGAUUGAACACAAGAACGACAACGAGGAGUUCUUGGCAGAACAUCGUAGGAAACUGCAGCUAGAGAAUAGGGCUUCAAGAGGUGCUCGGUUUCAGUUUACAACUGAUAAAUGUGUGCGCAAUGUUUGGGACAUCAACGAUGCCCGUGUUUUGGAUUUAGCUGAUCCGUUCGCAUGUUUAUGUUAAGUCAGGGUCUGGUCUGUUUCGGAGCUAUUCCUGACCAUCAUCAGAUCUCAUUUUGUGCCUUGUCCAAACUUGUUUAGCUCUCACUCAUGUCUGUUGUCUACUUGUCUUCUGAAGUUUGUAUUGUCUGAACCUUAUGACAGCUAAGCAAGCUAUUUGUGCCACUAGUUUGUGAUGUGCUAUGUGGCAUUUAAACAAGUCUGUAUAAUCUGAUUCCACUACCAGAUAUAUACUGAUGGAUACCUGGAUGCAUACAAGCUACCUGUGCUUGUGGGUAGGUAGUUCUGGUGUUCUUGUUCCACGGUAUUACCAAGAUAUAUAACAAGAUAUCUGUGUGGUUGAUUUUA